Molecule: messenger RNA, 4897 nt
Organism: Trichosurus vulpecula (common brushtail)
Lineage: Eukaryota; Metazoa; Chordata; Mammalia; Diprotodontia; Phalangeridae
Gene: SLC16A5
Product: solute carrier family 16 member 5
Exons: 5
Coding region: 156-1547 (463 amino acids)
Biological process (GO): monocarboxylic acid transport; transmembrane transport
Molecular function (GO): monocarboxylic acid transmembrane transporter activity
Source: RefSeq, a predicted model, not a curated record
GGGGGUUGGGGGUAGGGGGGAGACCGGAGACGGGAGACCAGAGACCUGCUGCAGAAAACGGUUUCCCUGCUUUGCAAGAAAGGGAGAGGAGACACUAGCUCCGGAGUCACUCUGCAUGGGGGCCCUGUGUGAACCGGUGACUCCUGCAGGAGAGAAUGCCUCAGGACCAAGAACAGACAGAGAGCAGAUGGUCUUGGGUGGUGUUGCUGGGCACCAUCGUGGUCCAGGGCCUGACACUGGGCUUCCCUACUUGUAUUGGCAUCUUCUUCGCUGACCUGCAGCAUGAUUUCCAAGCCAGCAACAGUGAGACAUCCUGGUUCCCUUCCAUCCUGAUCUCAUUACUCCAUGCUGGAGGGCCCAUUUGCAGUAUACUGGUGGAGCACUUUGGUUGCCGAGUGACAGUGAUGCUUGGGGGAGUCCUGGCCAGUUCAGGCUUUGUGGCCAGCUCCUUCUCCCGCUCCCUUAGCGAGCUCUACAUCACAGCCGGAUUCAUCACAGGCCUGGGCAUGUCCUUCAGCUUUCAGGCAGGCAUCACAGUGUUGGGACACUACUUCUUCUACUAUCGGGCACUGGCCAAUGCACUGGCCUCAGCUGGCGUCUCCAUUGGUAUUUCGCUGUGGCCCCUGAUUUCCCGCUACCUCCUGGAGGUCUUCGGAUGGAGAGGCACCUUCUUGAUCUUUGGUGGGAUCUUGCUUCAUUGCUGCAUCUGUGGGGCUGUCAUGAGGCCUGUAGCUCCUAAGACUGAGUCAGCCUGUCCCCCACCCAACAAGGUCCCUGAACAGGGUCGACUGUUGACUUGCGGUCAGGCUGUGCAGCGACAUCUGGCCUUUGACGUCUUCCUCCAGAACCACAGCUACCGCUUCUACACCCUGGGUGUGGUAUGGAUGCUGAUGGGCUUCGCAGUUCCUCACGUCUUCCUGGUACCCUUUGCCUUGAGCCAAAAUGUGGAAGAACACAAGGCUGCUUUACUCAUCACUAUCAUUGGCAUCUGCAACAUAUUCCUUAGGCCCAUGAUCGGAGUGGUGGCUGGCCGGUCAAUGUUUGCUGGUCGCCGUGUGUACCUUUUCGCCCUGGCAGUCUUGUUAAAUGGGCUGAGCAACCUCAUAUGUGUCAUCUCAGGCAGCUUCUCUGUGCUGGUUUUCUAUUGCCUGGUGUACAGCAUCUCCAUGAGUGGCAUCGGGGCUCUGCUCUUCCAGGUGCUCAUGGAUAUAGUGCCCAUGAACAGAUUCUCCAGUGCCCUGGGCCUCUUCACCGUCCUUGAGAGUUUCACGGUCCUUAUAUCUCCUCCACUUGCUGGCCUGCUUUUGGACACUACUGGAAACUUCAGCUAUGUUUUCUACAUGUCCAGCUUCUUCCUCAUCUCAGCUGCUCUCUUCAUAGGUCUCAGCUUCUUCUUCCUCUGCAAGAAGACUAAGGAGAAGCAAAUGAUGGACAGAGUCCAUGAAGAACCUACUCCAGAAAAGGAACUCAACCAGAGAUACACAGAGGAGCCUGUGACUCAGUCACACUCAACAGUCAUGUAUGUGACAUAUGUCACAAGCGUCUGAGCCUGAGGAGCUGGAGGGUGCAUGGACCACCAGUCCUCCCUGACUCUGGGUCCUUCUGUGCUAGCCCUCACUAUGUCCCUCUGGUCUCCCCCCACUCAGGGCCCAAUGAAGCACUAGCUUCUUAUGCUCUCUUACCCUGUGAUCAGAAGGCUCCUCGAACCCCUGACUCUCCCCUUGAGGUGACCAGAAAGAGGAACUUGGCUUGUAUCUUUUCCCAGUCCCCUGCCUCUCUCACCUCUUAGGAAGGAGCAGCAAGAUCCAUCUUAGAGAGAACUAGGGGAGGCUAUGGGCAGCACUGGGCAGAGGGAACCAGAUUCAUUCUAGCAGUGACCAAGAAAAACAGUAUGUUUGAAUUAUACACAAGGACAUUGUAUCUUGGAGCAGCUGGCUAUAAAACUCUUUGAACUAAUGAGGUGAAUUAAUGAAGCACAGAAAAUAAGUAUGGGGUAAGUUUUAUUUCCCUUACCCCGCCCCUUUUUUUUUUUUUCCUCCAUUUGGCAGGAGCAGUCUUGGUGGAAUUUUGUUUGCUGAUUUGACUGGAUUGAGUUUCCAAAAAAAAGCUUUCUCAGGGACCUUUAAGAAUUGAUUUUCUUUGCAUGACCUGAACUUACUCUGUUCUGCUGCAUGCAGGCAGGGCUGGAGUGCCAUGGCCCUGAUUCUGCCCAGCAGGGAUGAGUCAGCGCCCUCAUUGGCACCCCCUCUCUCAUCAUCAAGUGAAUGUGGACCUACUCUGCACCUCUCUGCUUCCCUGUGCUAAAAUCCUACCUAUCCUGGCUAUAAGGCAGGGAUGCUUUAAGGCACAAGCCCCUGUAUUGAACUGUUCUUCCUGAUAGGGCAGAGGGGAAUUCAGAUUUAUAGGGUAUUUGUCAAGUGCCCACUGUGUGCCAGGCAUCAUGCCAGCCAUCUCAGAGAAUAUAAAGAUGAGUAAAAGACUGUCAGAGAGAACAUGGAGUUCUGACGGAAAUCAUGGUCUAACAGUAGGGCAAGAUUGGAGUCUGGCGUGGGCCAGCAGGCACAUAUAUUGCUGCUAAAUACCAGGUCUUAAAGGUUUUGGGUUUUUUUUUUUUUGGUGGCCCCCUCCCCUGCAAGGAUAGGAGGCAGCUAGGUGGAUCAGUGGAUAAAGUGAUGGGCCUGGAGUCAGGAAGACUUGAGUUCAAAUCCAGGCUCAGACACUUCACUUACUAACUUGUAACCUCGGGCAAGUCACUUAACCUGUUUGCCUUAAACCAUUGGAGAAGGAAAGUAUCUCCAGUAUCUUUGCCAAGAAAACCCCAUGGACAGUGUGGUCUACAGGGUCACGAAGAGUUGGACACCACUGAAGAACAACAACCCUUACAAGGUGGGCAGUCCAAAGGCCUAAUAAAAAGCUGAUCCCUGAAAUCAUAGUUUACCCACACAAAGGUCUCUUUCUCUGACCCCAAAACCCUAGGUCACUGCUCUACUUUCUCUUCCCCAACAUUUCUAACUCCACACCACUCCCACUUCCCCAUAUUGGUGAUGAUCCCAGUGCAAGAUAAGGCCCAAGGACAGAGAAUCAGUUUGCACAGUGGGAGGCUCUAGAAGGUGUCAUGCAGAUGGAAGCAGUUUAAUUUUGGAGCCACUUCCUCAAAAGACCCAGAAAUACCCUAAUUCUCUUUCUGGAGUUACCAUACCAGUGGUCCAGGACCCCUCCAGAAUAUUUAAUCUGGAUCUCAUCUGUCUUUCCUCCCACCACAAAGAUCAAGAGGACCUAGAAAGGUGGAAUUCUCUGGUCCUUCAGUGUCCACAUUGCUCUGUAAGAUAAACAGAUGGAGGGGACCCACCCACCCACUCAGUUCAGGCUGUGUCUAAGUGGAGUAAAUUUCUCUAACUGGGUGAUAGAAUCAAACUGAUACAUUAACUCCCCCAAGAGGCCAGCCACAGUCGCUGUAGCCCUGGCAAAAGAACCAUGUCAUUUGGUAGGAAUAAGGAUACCUUCUUAAUCUGGAGGAGUUGGUUGAAAGGACAAAGCAAUGGUCUUGGCCCAUGUGUGAGCUGUAGAACAGUGUAGAACGGUUCGGGAUUCUCAUUGGGCAAUUUGCAAGACUUGCAUUUGGGUCAGAGUUCUCUUCCUAACCUUACUGAUGCUAGGAGGGUGACUGUCAACCUACCUGCUUCAUUGGUUAAGUGGAUAAUCUAUUGGAGUCUCUCCCUCCCUACCCCCUGAUAUACCUGAUACCACAAGAACUGAAUCAGAUAAAAGAUAAAUGAUCAAGGAGGCACCAUGGGAAAAGGUCUGGACCGGGAAUCAAGACCUGGGUGCUUUCUCAUUUUGUACUAUUUAACUUUGGUUCCUUCCCCCCCUGUUGUAGAGCCAGUGGAGAAUGGGCCAAAAAACACCCAAAUUGCUAGCCACUAGGUGAAGUGCAUAUUAACUCAUUGUUAGCAAGGUGCAUAGUAGCUUACCCACAGUUAAGUACCUGACCUUACCAGCCCUUACCACCCACCAACCUGGCUCACAUGCUGCUAGGUAAAGUUUGCUGAAGGAUUGUCCUUCAGUGCACCUUGUCUUCUUUUACUUAGAUUGUAUGUUCUUUGAGGGCAGGGGCUGUCUUUUUCAUCUCAUAUUUACUGGUAAGUAAGAACUUAGUGGUUUACAAAAUCCUUUCUUCACAAACACUUUGGGAGGUAGACUGAGCAAAGAUAAUUCUCUCCCUGAGCCCUAGAGAAGGAAAACUGUCAAGAUUUUGAACCCAGGUCUUCUGUCUAAAGUCUAGCAUUUGCACACACAGCCCUGCUCAUAAGAGGGACUUGUUACACAUUUGUUUAAUGAGUCAAUCAACAAGCAUUUAUUAAGCACCUACGAUAUGCCAGACACUUGGGCUAAGUGGUAGGGAUACAAAGACAAAGCACACAAGUCUCUGCCCUCAAGAAGCUUACAUUCUCUAUCUGGGGAGACAUGUAUAUAAAUACAUACAAAAUAUAUAUAUUUUAGAGCAGACCUGUGAUUUUAUUUUUAGAGGGAAUUCUUGAUAAGGAAACUCCCACUACACAUGCAGAUCAAGACUUGCCUGGGGAUUCUGAGAGGUUGUGACUAUAUGACCCUCAGGUCAUAUAUAAGAAGUGAGACCUGAACCCAGGCCUCCCCUGACUCCAAGACCACCUUGCCAAACUUUUCUGAUCAUGUAGCACAUGUCAAGAAUUUAAGCACAUAAUUCUAAUAUAUGUAUAUUUAUUUAUAAUUAUAUAUGUACUACUGAACUUAUAAUUGUGUGUAUUAUAAAACACACAAAAUAGAAAUUUUUUAAAUGAGUAAAUAAAAUAUUUUCAGUAUGAUUUCAUUAUUAAUGACCUAAAACCCCUUUUUGUUCUCACUAAAAGUAUUAAUGAUA